Molecule: messenger RNA, 4060 nt
Organism: Solea senegalensis (Senegalese sole)
Lineage: Eukaryota; Metazoa; Chordata; Actinopteri; Pleuronectiformes; Soleidae
Gene: ezh1
Product: enhancer of zeste 1 polycomb repressive complex 2 subunit
Exons: 20
Coding region: 517-2745 (742 amino acids)
Biological process (GO): chromatin remodeling
Molecular function (GO): histone H3K27 methyltransferase activity; protein binding
Source: RefSeq, a predicted model, not a curated record
CAUUUAGAUGGCGACUCUCCACCACUGUGGACAGUUGCAUCAGUUCCUGUGCGUGCGUGCGUGUAAAUGGCUGCUCCUCUGAGCUACUUUUUUUCUUCUUCUUUUUUUUUUAUUUUUUUUAAUUCCCAGGACGUAGAAUAGUAAUAAAUCCUCCUCUGCUCCUCUGCUGCUCCUCUGUUGCUGUUGCUGCUCCUGCGAGGGAGGAAAAAAAAAGGCUGUGAUCAUAAUAAAGACGUCACCCUCCUGCUCGGGUUGGCCAAGUGCGCAGCUAUUUGUAAGCUACAACAACAACAAGCACGGGUAACCAUGUCCCCGGAUAACGUGCUGGUUUCUCCGGGUGCAGAGAGACACGACAUCUGCGUGGGAUCCUUAAGAAACAACCGCCUCUAAUUGCCCUGGAUACACGCGCAGAGAGAGAAAAAGGAGGAAACAGAGGGACUGCUUGUCCGCCGCGGUGCGUUAACGCGACAGACACAGGGCACGGGAGGACGCAGGACGUGGUGGAUUUGAAGAGUCAUGGAGGAAACAGCUGCUGCAGAUCCAGCCCCUGGUACUGGUGCUGCCACACCAACUCCCAGACCUCAGCCACCUUUGUUCGUUGCCUCGCGCAGCCUGCUGGAGUGGAGACGGAGGGUCAAGUCUGAAUACAUGCGCCUUCGCCAACUGAAACGCCUUAAAAAAGCCGAGGAGGUCAAGACUCUGUUCAUGUCCAACCGACAGAAGAUCGAGCAGCAGACAAAUCUUCUGAACGCAGAGUGGGCCAAGCUCAGGAUUCAGUCCACGCCUUUGUCAACUUCUGCUGGAGCGAUGGCCAAUAAGAAGAUGUGCACAGUGGAGUUUGGUUUCCCAGGAUUCAAAGCCCAGGCCAUCGCCAUGAGGCCACUCUCGACCGUGACUGGAAUCCCCUUCAUGUACUCCUGGUCGCCUCUGCAGCACAACUUCAUGGUGGAGGAUGAGACAUUCCUUCACAACAUCCCUUACAUGGGCGACGAGGUGCUGGAGCAGGACGAGGCCUUCCUGGAGGAGCUCAUUGACAACUACGACGGCGUUCACGGUGACAGAGAGGGUGGGUUCAUCAGCGACGAGAUCUUUAAAGAGCUAGUGGAGGCCUUGAGCCAGUACUCAGACCAAGAGGAGGAGGAGGAGGAGGUGGGGAAGAAGGAGGAGGAACGAGUGAUGAGGAGGAGUUCAGUGGAGGCCCCGGAAGAGGCCAAAGCUGGAACUCUGGCGUUUAUCAGGAGGAAGAGAAGGAGUACAACGGAGGUGAGGGACUUGUGCGGCAGCAAGAAGCUUCCCAAUGAUAAGAUAUUUACGGCCAUCGCCUCCAUGUUCCCCUACAAAGGCACCACGGAGGAGCUGAAAGAAAAGUAUAAGGACCUCCUUGAGCCCCCCAGCCCGGUGAAGCUGCCCCCACUUUGCACCCCCAACCUGGACGGACCCUUUGCUAAGUCUGUGCAGCGCGAGCAGUCUUUGCACUCCUUCCACACACUAUUCUGCAGACGUUGCUUCAAAUACGACUGUUUCCUGCACCCUUUCCAUGCUACACCUAAUGUUUACAAGAGGAAGAGCAAGGAGAUCCGGAUGGAGACUGAACCGUGUGGUGCAGACUGCUUUCUGUUACAGAAAGGGGCGAAGGAGUUUGUGGAUCAGAAUAUGUUACGGUCACAGAGGUCUCGGAGGCGGCGGAGGCAGCAGCGUCCCACCAGCUCCAGCUGUCCCGGGCCAUCUGGGUCAGCUGAAGAAGGGAAAGAAGGAGACAGUGACCAUGAGACCACCUCCUCCUCAGAGGGGAACUCGCGGUGCCAGACUCCCACCAAACUGCGUCCAGCAGAUGAAGACGGGGAGCAGCCGGCGUGCUGUGUGGUCCAGUGGAGCGGGGCGGAGGAGUCACUAUUCAGGGUCCUGUACGGCACGUAUUUCAACAACUUCUGCUCCAUCUCUCGCCUCAUCGGUACCAAGAACUGCAAGGAGGUGUACGAGUUUGCAGUGAAAGAAGUCCUGAUCCAUCGUGUUCCUUUGGACGAUGGAGGCAUUUCACCCCAAAAGAAGAAACGGAAACACAGGUUAUGGGCAAAGAUUCAGCUGAAGAAAGAUAAUUCAUCCAAUCAGGUGUACAACUACCAACCAUGUGACCACCCCGACCAUCCGUGCGACAGCUCCUGCCCGUGUGUGAUGACCCAGAAUUUCUGUGAGAAGUUCUGUCAGUGCGAGCAAGAGUGCCAAAACCGCUUCCCGGGCUGCAGGUGUAAGACUCAGUGCAACACCAAACAGUGUCCCUGUUACCUGGCCGUGAGGGAGUGCGACCCAGAUCUGUGCAUGACCUGCGGAGCCGCGGAUCACUGGGACAGCAAAGUGGUCUCCUGCAAAAACUGCAGCAUCCAGAGAGGCCUGAAAAAGCACUUGCUAUUGGCUCCAUCAGAUGUUGCCGGGUGGGGCACGUUCAUCAAAGAGCCUGUUCAGAAGAAUGAAUUCAUCUCAGAAUACUGCGGAGAGCUGAUCUCUCAGGACGAGGCAGACCGACGUGGCAGGAUCUACGACAAGUACAUGUCCAGCUUCCUUUUCAACUUGAACAAUGACUUUGUUGUGGAUGCCACGCGGAAGGGGAACAAAAUCCGCUUUGCAAAUCAUUCAGUUAAUCCCAACUGCUACGCAAAAGUGGUAAUGGUAAACGGAGACCAUCGCAUCGGAAUCUUUGCCAAACGGGCGAUCCUGCAAGGAGAGGAACUUUUCUUUGACUACAGGUAGAGUCACAGGCCUUUUUGUGACUCUCCGGCAGCUUCAAAAUACAGCCAAGCCGAUGCCCUGAAAUACGUGGGGAUAGAGAGGGAGGUGGACGCGACUUAGCCGCAUCCUGCUGCCUACCUCCGCAACCCGUCCAUAGCACCUCGGCCGCUCACUAACGCUUCUCUCCCUCUCUGCAGUGUCACAUCCAGCUCAUAUGAUCCCUCCACAAAUAGAAAUUCCCCUCGGUCCUCCCUCGUUCCCCCCUCCUCAUCUCUACAAGACUGCAUACGCCGAGCUUAUGAAACGAAACUAUUUAAAGUGGAAACGCUAUUACUCCACGCCGCUCAUCGCACAUUUUCUUUCUGUUCCAUCUCAUCAAAGGCUCCAAUUACCCCCCCUUCCCCCCCCAUACAGUACAGCGUGUUACUCCACCUUUUUUUUUUGUUACCGGCUUUCGUUUUUGGCGUCUCAAUACGUAUAUAAUGCAAGCUUUUACUUCGUACCUAAUGAUGAUCAGUGGAAUGCAUGUGCCGUCUCUCUUUAAUAAGUAACCGUUAAAAUAAAAAAUUAAAACAUGUUAGCCACAGCGUUAGCUUCAGUCAGCUGCUGCUCCGCGCAGUCACUCAGUAUUGUAGUGUGAUGUUAACCCUCUGUUUGUUCUUCAGUAGGAACGCGUUCCUCUGUGAACUCUGUCAGCGGCUCUGGCGUCACCGUCACAUCUCUAUGGUAAAAAAGUAGGUUACUGUGCAUUUACUAUAUCAUUGUUCUGCAAAACAAAAAAAGGAAAUAGGCAACCAGACGAGAAACCGACUGACUGAAUGUAACCUGUAGAAGAUGGUGAAGAGAUCUCAUCCCUCGUUUAUUUUUUAUUUUUUUUACUCGUCAAACCGUUCCCCGUUGGGUCCUAUGAGCAACGUACAGUUCUUUACAUUAACGUUGAACAUUAAACACCGUGUUUAUGCGAUGAACAAAAGGAAUGAGUCACAGUAUAAAUUGUCUUCCUUCGAGAUAAAUCUUUAAAAGUGCCAAAUAUUUCCACACAGAUACAGGCUGACACAGUUUUCAUGUAAAGGUUGUUAUAACAAUGGGGUAAAAAAAGCAAAAUUGUCAGCAUUUGACCAAAUAUUAAAGUCCCCCGUGUGUGAAUGUAAAUUAUCAUUUAUCAUUAUUAUUAUUUUUUAUCUGUGUCAAAAUUUGUUAUCCACUGUUUUUCAUUCAUAAAAGAUUCUGUCCCAUGUUGAAAUGAGAUCCUUCUCAAUAGCGAUGAACAUAAUGGAGUUUACUGAUGUGUACAGCAUAUGCCUAUAAAAUAAAACUUUAACUUUGUACAUUAAAA